Molecule: messenger RNA, 285 nt
Organism: Amyelois transitella
Lineage: Eukaryota; Metazoa; Arthropoda; Insecta; Lepidoptera; Pyralidae
Source: the annotation of a RefSeq genome assembly
AUGAUAAUAAAAAUAGGAGUAAUAAUAGUGAUAUAUAUUGUAGGUAAUUUAAUUUUUUCUUCUAAACAAAAACAUUUAUUAAUUGUUUUAUUAAGAUUAGAAUUUAUUGUAUUAAGAAUAUUUUUUAUAUUAAUAUUAUAUUUAAGUCAAAUUGAAAAUAGAAUAUAUAUAUUAAUAGUUUUUUUAGUUUUUUCAGUUUGUGAGGGGGCAUUAGGGUUAUCUAUUUUAGUUUCUAUAAUUCGAACUCAUGGUAAUGAUUAUUUUCAAGGAUUCAAUUUAUUAUAG